AUGCAGUGGGUUUGUGGUGCUAUAUUUCUCUUGGCAUUGACUACAACGACGGCGGAGAAUAUUACCACAGCGGCUACAGAUAUAAGCACAGCUACAACAAAUCAGCUAACAACAGUAACAGGAGCAAAUACCACGUCUGCAUCCACAGCUGCCUCCACAUCAACAACAAGUAACAUCGCAAACGCGUCGUCUGAAGUUACAACAACUGCUGCUACCACACCAACAGGUGCAUAUGUAACGUCUGAAGUAAUCACCUCGGCGGUAACAACAUCAUUAACGGCGGGAGCCUCGGAAGAUACCAGUACAAUUGACACUAUUUCAACAAGUGAAUUUGUAACGACAUUGAAUGUCACGUCUGAAACAACUUCUACACCUACUGUAUCCUCAACUUUUAUCGAGAAUGCGUCCCAAGAAUCAGAAGUUGUAAAUUUGUCUACUUACGCAACUUGGCCCAACACAACUAGAGUUGCAACAACAACUAUUGAAACAUCGGGAAAUGAUGUUGGAAUGUCUACAACUAACGAAGCGGCAACGCAGGAGAACUUUCCCGGGACACAGAUAACCACUAUGGCAUCAGCAGUUUUCGAAUUGCAGCAAAAUACAACUACAAUGUCAAGUGGAUCAAACGAAACAAUUGCAACUGCUGCUACCACACCAACAGGUGCAUAUGUAACGUCUGAAGUAAUCACCUCGACGGCAACAUCAUCAUUCGCGGCGACCGCCUCAGAAGAUACCAGUACAAUAGACACUAUUUCAACAAGUGAAUUUGUAACGACAUUGAAUGGCGCGUCUGAAACAACUGCUGCACCUACUGCAUCCUCAACUAUUAUCGCGAAUGCGUCUCAAGAAUCAGAAAUUGUGAAUUCGUCUACUUACGCAACUUGGUCCAACACAAGUAGCGUUGCACAAUCAGCUACUGAAUCAGCAACCUCUGAUACUCAAUCAAAUGUGUCAAUGACAACAGUCGCAACAACAACUAUUGAGACAUCAGGAAACGAUGUUGGAAUGUCUACAAGUAUUGAAGCGGCAACGCAGGCGAACUUUCCCGGGACACAGAUAACCACCAUGGCAUCAGCAGUUUUUGAAUUGCAACAAAAUACAACUACAAUGUCAAGUGGUUCAAACGAAACAAUUGCAACAACUGCUGCUUCCACACCAACAAGUGCAUAUGUAACGUCUGAAGUAAUCACCUCGACGACAACCUCAUCAUUCGCGGCGACCGCCUCAGAAGAUACCAGUACAAUAGACACUAUUUCAACAAGUGAAGUUGUAACGACAUUGAAUGGCGCGUCUGAAACAACUGCUGCAUCUACUGCAUCCUCAACUAUUAUCGCGAAUGCGUCUCAAGGUGAGAAGAAUCCGAAGUUGUAA
Messenger RNA from Styela clava, 1371 nucleotides. The record is from RefSeq and is a predicted model, not a curated record. Lineage: Eukaryota; Metazoa; Chordata; Ascidiacea; Stolidobranchia; Styelidae.